GGCUCAGCCUGGGCUCAGCUGCUGCCAUUUGAUUUUGACUCAUUGACUGUAUCGUUCGGAAAGAUAAUCAAGGCCAAUUUUGCAACGUCUUCGAUGCAAAUAUGGAAAAUUGCAGGCUAGUGGAAUAGAAAAAUGCAGCCCAUAAGUCGACUCGACAAAGUUUAUCGAAGCCUUGUGCUUUCCAAGUUCUUCACCAAAGGAUGGGGGAAGCCAGAAAAUAUAAAAAGGCUAUUCGAAUUUAGGAAAAUUGUGUGUAACAGGGAAACCAGCUUCAAACUUGUACAACCUGACUAUCCUGUCAACAUCACAAAGGAAGAGAAUUCGUCUGAUUAUACACUGCUUGAGGGACACUUUGUGUCACCAUUUGUGCACCAUUUGCCUGGAAUUUUGCCUCAAGAGGCAGAGCUCGCGCACUUUCAAGUGGUGCUGCCGAAAGAGUGGCGAGACCCGAACUUCAAACCUAUGUGCAUCCACAUGGCUGGAACAGGAGACCAUUUCUUUUGGCGGCGGCGGACGAUGAUGGCAAAGCCGUUGUUGAAAGAAGCAGGCAUCGGCGCCAUAAUUUUGGAAAACCCUUUUUAUGGGACAAGAAAGCCCAAAGAGCAGCUGCGGUCCAGUCUGUUAAACGUGUCCGAUAUUUUUGUAAUGGGCGGUUGUCUAAUGCUGGAGGCGCUUGUUUUGCUCCACUGGUGCGAGAGACUUGGACUUGGUCCCCUCGGACUCACUGGGAUGUCCAUGGGUGGACAUAUGGCAUCCAUAUCAGCGACAAACUGGCCUAAACCCGUUGUCCUAGUGCCGUGCCUCUCCUGGUCCACAGCUUCGACGGUUUUUACUAAGGGAGUGAUGAGCGCUGCAAUUGACUGGGGAAUGUUAGAAGCGCAGUACAUGGGAAACGAACAGUACAGACAGGACUUGAGGAAAAUGCUGACGAUGGAAAAAGACAAAAAGAUGGAGACGAUUUUCACACCAAAUAUGAUUUCCGUUGCGUGCGAACAGGAUGCGUUUCGGGCCGGACAGCACUUUGCGCAGAGCUUCCCAAGCACCAUGUCGCGGAUCAGUCGAAUGGACGCGCAGGAGGACUCGGACAGCGAUCAUGAGCAGCAGCCGCAGCAAGCGACGAUGAUGGCAACGGGAACAGGCACAGGGGGCGUUGUGCCAAGCAUGCUGGCUGGCUUCCACUUGUCCAAGAAGCGAUUGAGCGCAUCCGGCAACGCCGAGAAGCGGCAGAAGGCGCAGGACGAGGUGCUGCAGUUCAUGCGUGGCAUCAUGGACGAGUGCACGCACCUCAAGAACUUCUCUGUGCCGGUCGACACAGAGCUGAUCAUCGCGAUUGCCGCACUUGAGGAUGCGUAUGUGCCCAGAGACAACUGCACGCACCUGCAGGACAUCUGGCCCGGCGCUUCCAUUCGCUUCCUUAAGGGCGGGCACGUCAGCUCCUUUGUCCUCUACCUCAACACUUUCAGGAAAGCUGUGAUUGAAGGCUUUGAGCUGUACAAACAACGUUACCCAAACGUGAUUAGGCUGAACCCGGAGCAGCAGUGAAAAGACAAGAAAUAGAGCUAAAACCUUCAACCAACCGACUGAUAAUUAAUACCGCGAACCAACACACAAACAAGCGAAUCAUUUAUAUUUUUACAUACUGACAAAAUGGUGUAACCAAUAGAGUCGAGUUUUCCUAUGCGCAACUAGUCAGUAAAACAUGAUAAAUCGAGCAGAAGUAGAUCGUGUGACUAAAACGUAUGCCAUUUUUGUCAAAGCGUAGGAAGAGAAAAAUAAUUGAAUGUACUGUGAUUUAAGAAAAUGUUCGUGAGUAAUGUCUGCAAAUAAUCUGUACAAAUCAUUAAAGCAACAAGAGUGAACGUAAAACGAA
Messenger RNA from Cloeon dipterum, 1870 nucleotides. Its product is annotated as protein ABHD18. The transcript is spliced from 9 exons. Lineage: Eukaryota; Metazoa; Arthropoda; Insecta; Ephemeroptera; Baetidae. The record is from RefSeq and is a predicted model, not a curated record. The coding region runs from base 133 to 1542 and encodes 469 amino acids.